AUGUCUAAAGUACCGUCAAUUUCAAACGGGGAAAAACCGCAGAAUCAGUUACCGCACGACGAAGCAAGAUCUUACAGAUAUUCUGGUCCAGAGAAGCCCCCCUUUACGUAUACAGAACUGAUCGAGUAUGCUCUGACAGAGAAAGGGGAAUUAACCGUUUCUGGGAUAUAUCAAUGGAUCUCGGACCAUUUUCCCUUUUAUAAGCAAAGUGACGACAGAUGGAAAAAUUCUAUAAGGCACAAUCUAUCCAUAAAUCCACAUUUUAGAAAGGGAUGCAAAUCACUGCACGGCGCUGGGCAUCUUUGGACAAUCGCUAAUCACGAUAUCAAAAAUUCGUGGAAUAUGAAAAAACAAAAAUUCCAACAAAUAUGCAAGUCGUUUUGUGAAAAUAAAGAAAAAUUAAUGGAAAAGGAACUUGAAGCAGCUACUGCUAGUAUUCUCUCAGAAAUUAAUGCUGGAGACUUUACAAUUUUAGAGGACGAUAAUAAUACAGAUAUGAAUGGAAAGAGACAGCGAAUUGAAGUGGAAUACGUGAACUUAAUAGAUGUUAGUGACGGUUUAGGAGAUUUUCUUUGUCCUCCAGUUUCGAAAGAACAAGUGGCCGAAGAAUGUGGACUAACCGGGGAUUACCUCAUAACCGAUCUAAAUCCAAACACACUCGGUUUAAACAUUGCGGAAAGUGAACUUAUCAACAGCGCCAAUUUAUACGACGAUCUUAAUUUUCAAUGUUAUGAAUUGCAAGGCGAUCAAUGAGAAUAUACAAGAAAAAAAAGAAAAGAAGAUUGGAUACAAACGAAAUUUCUAACGCUACUUGAACUUUCAUUUUGGGCACGAGAUAGUGUUUAAGUUUAGAACACGUUUUUUAUCGUCUUGUUUCAAGUUACUGUAGAGCACAUAACUUUUUGCAUAUUGAAUUAAAUUACAUUCACUUUAAUUUUUGCCUGCUUUCUUAAAAAACUCGCCCCCAAUACUUGAACUUAAGUCAUAUGGGAACAUGAACCUACGAUUAAAAAAACAAAAUGAUUAGCGUCAGAUAAGUAAUCUAUACAUUUAAUUAUAUGAUAUAAUCGCCAUUUACUUGAUGAAAAUUCAUAGCUUAAUAUAUAAAUAUAACUUGCAAGUAUAAAUUUUUACAAUUUAUCCAGAGGCCACAAUUGUUUUGCUACAUAAUAACUUUUUCAAAUGGAGUGCUACAGCUCCAAAUAAAAAUGCGUAAACGUUUUCAACCAAAUUUUA
Molecule: messenger RNA, 1236 nt
Organism: Agrilus planipennis (emerald ash borer)
Lineage: Eukaryota; Metazoa; Arthropoda; Insecta; Coleoptera; Buprestidae
Product: forkhead transcription factor HCM1-like
Exons: 6
Coding region: 1-753 (250 amino acids)
Biological process (GO): regulation of DNA-templated transcription
Cellular component (GO): nucleus
Molecular function (GO): DNA-binding transcription factor activity; cis-regulatory region sequence-specific DNA binding
Source: RefSeq, a predicted model, not a curated record